AAGAAGUUCUUAACUGUCUUGAGUACAGGUUAUGUUCGAGGUGGAUUUCUAUUUACAUGACUUACAGCGAAGAAUUGGAAUCAAAAACCUUUUUUUUUGUCAAAUCAAAAAUUCCAGGCGUGACAAUGGCAGUUGAUGGAACUCACAUAAAGAUAAUGGCUCCAAAAAGAGAUAAACAUCUCUAUUAUAACCGCAAAGGAUUUUCAAGACUGAACGUUAUGAUUGUGUGCGACCACAAAAUGCAAAUACGUUACGUAUGUGCUAAAUAUCCAGGCAGUAGUCACGAUUCUCAUAUAUGGGAUUUGAGUGACAUGAAAUCUAUCAGCGCUACCAAUUAUCGGAGAGGAAAUGCAAAUUUAAUAUUAGGUGACAAAGGAUACCCUCUUCAACCGUGGCUUAUAACUCCAUUUAGAGAACCAAUCACAUGCCUUAGAAAAAGAAGAUUUAAUACGCAUCAUGCUAAAGGCCGAAUAAUUGUUGAGAAAACAAUAGGUUUAUUAAAAUCUGUAUUUCGUUGCCUUUGCAGUGAACGAGGUCUACAUUACGAGCCAUUUAAAGCAGCGCGUAUUGUUAAUUUCUGCUGUGCAUUGCAUAAUAUUCGUUUGAAUUUUAAUUCUAACGAAACUUUUAAUGAGCCAUACCUGGAUACAACUGCAAAUGAAUAUUCCAUCGAUGAUGACAAUGAUUUAGAUGAUAUGCCCACCGACGAAGCAAGUAGAAUAAGAGAUAUACGUCAUCAUCACAACGCACUCACCAACGGAUUGAUUUCGAUUCAAAUUUUCGAUAUUGCGGUAUCAAUGAUUAGCGACAUCUAUGUGCCGCGGAAAGCAUUCUAUCGCGUCGGUAAGUAA
Messenger RNA from Zeugodacus cucurbitae (melon fly), 851 nucleotides. RefSeq names its product putative nuclease HARBI1. Lineage: Eukaryota; Metazoa; Arthropoda; Insecta; Diptera; Tephritidae. The record is from RefSeq and is a predicted model, not a curated record. Bases 57 to 851 code for a protein of 264 amino acids. The transcript has 4 exons.